This is a messenger RNA of Diaporthe amygdali, 1752 nucleotides long. RefSeq names its product fad dependent oxidoreductase. The record is from RefSeq and is a predicted model, not a curated record. The transcript has 3 exons. Gene Ontology annotation, molecular function: flavin adenine dinucleotide binding; L-pipecolate oxidase activity; proline dehydrogenase activity. The coding region runs from base 1 to 1752 and encodes 583 amino acids. NCBI's taxonomy places the organism in Eukaryota, Fungi, Ascomycota, Sordariomycetes, Diaporthales, Diaporthaceae.
AUGGCGUCCUCCUCCGGCUCCGACUCCGGCAUGGAAUUUGCACGCUACAUAAAUUGUGCAGACACAAAGCUCUCUCCGUCCCUUCUCUCGCGGUCUCGAGGCAUUGGGACAAAUUGCAACAGACCGGCAAGCUCCUCGUCUGUUUCACCGACGACUUGCGGCCAGAACCGCCCUGAGACCGUUCACAUUCCAUCACCGAGACAGCACAAUCUAGGAACUCGCUGGGCCAUACUGAAACAGGUCGACCGGUCAUCAGCCAGGCCCCCCAACCAGAAUCCUGACCGCCCCGAGAUAAUGCCUUCGCCCUCCCCCUUCAGCACCACCGCAAAGCCACCCUCGUCCCUGAACGAGAAUGGCCCACCGCCCUCCAGCAUCCUCAUCCUGGGUGCAGGCGUCUUCGGGCUGAGCACCGCCCUCUCCCUGGCCCGCAGCCAAGCACUGCCCAGAUCCACGACCAUCACCGUCCUCGACCGCUCCCCGCAGCCGGGCGUCUUUCCCAGCCGCGACGCCUCCUCCAUCGACACAUCCCGCAUCAUCCGGGCGGACUACGCCGACCCGGCCUACGCAGCCCUCGCCGCCGAGGCACAGGAGAUAUGGCGGCAGCCUGACGGGCCCGGCGCCGACGGCCGCUACAACGAGACGGGGCUGAUUAUCACCACCAACAACACGACAAAAAAGGCGUCGGGCAUCGACUACGCCCGCUCCUCGUGGGACAAUGUCCGCGCCCUGGCCGCGCACGACCCGGCCCUCUCGGCCAAGAUCGAGGAGCUGCCCUCACCAUCCGCCAUCCGCGGCGCCUACGGCACGGGCGGCGGCAGCGGGGAAUGGGGUUACAUCAACAGGCGGUCCGGCUGGGCCGACGCAGAGGCGUGCAUGGACUGGCUGUAUGCGCAGGUGCGGGCCACGGGGCGCGUGGCCUUCGUCAACGGCACGGCCGCCUCGCUGGUGUGCAGCACGUACAACAGGCGCACGCCGCAGGUUCGGGGCGUGAAGCUGGCGGGCAGCAACGGCAAGGAGCUCCUCGCGGACCUCACGGUGCUUGCAACGGGCGCCUGGACGGGCGGGCUGAUCAACCUGAGCGGGCGGGCGGUGGCGACGGGCCAGGUGCUGGCGUACAUGGACCUCACAGACGAGGAGCAAGCAAAGCUGGCCAACGUGCCGACGCUGCUGAACCUAUCGUCGGGGUACUUCAUCAUCACGCCGGCCAACAAGACCCUGAAGGUCGCGCGCCACGCCUACGGUUACCUGAACCCGACCACCACCACCGCCGGGGCCGCGGUGGGGAACACCACCUUCUCGGCGCCAACGACGCACCUUACCGAUCCGCCGACGCAGUCCAUACCGCCCGCGGACGAGGCGGCCCUGCGCGCCGCCGUGCGCGAGAUGGUGCCCCUCCCGGAGCUGCACGACCGGCCGUUCAAGGCCACCAAGCUGUGCUGGUACACCGACACGGCCGACGGCGACUUCAUCAUCGACUACCACCCGGACUACAGGUCGUUGUUCCUCGCGACGGGCGGCAGCGGCCACGGGUUCAAGUUCCUGCCCGUCAUCGGGGACCGCAUCGCCGCCACCAUGUUCGGGCGGUGCCCCGAGGCGUUUCGCGGAAAGUGGUCGUUCCGCAAGGACGGCUCUGAGAGGGCGGCGGCCUGGGACAAGGUCGUCACGGAGGACGGGAGCCGUGGCGGGGUGCCUGGGUUGAUUCUACGGGAAGAGAUGAAUAAGAACGGAGAAAAGAAGAUGUCACGGUUGUGA